Messenger RNA from Gasterosteus aculeatus aculeatus (three-spined stickleback), 2383 nucleotides. NCBI's taxonomy places the organism in Eukaryota, Metazoa, Chordata, Actinopteri, Perciformes, Gasterosteidae. The record is from RefSeq and is a predicted model, not a curated record.
UAGGUAUGGAGGGAGGAGGAGGAAGCUGACAUAGGACAAACUAGACUUGAACACACCUGACAGCUGUCUGCAGUGGGGCUUUCAGCACAUAGAAAGGACAGGCUUCCAUGAACAUGGCUAAACUCUCCCUCACAGAUGUGGCCCUGCUGCUUCUGCUAGUACUGGCCUUGAUGCUGAGUGCUGAGGCGAGAGAAAACACGCCAAGGACGCUUAGGAGGAUAAAGAGAGAGUGGAUCCUUCCUCCUAGCAAGCUGUGGGAGAACAUUGACUACACCGGCAAGGAUUUUAUUGCCAAGAUUCGCUCUGACAAGGACACAACGGCAGAAGUGCAAUAUUCUCUCUCUGGGCCAGGAGCUGAUUCACCACCCAUCAACCUCUUCAUGGUGGAUCCUGACACAGGGUUUGUAACCAUCACAGGUGUUCUGGACCGGGAAAAAUACCCAUCCUACAAUCUGACAGGGAUUGCUAAGUACAGAGAUGGGACCAAAGUAGAGGACGAAAUCCCACUGACUAUCAUAGUCCUGGACCAGAAUGACAACCCACCUCGCUUUGAGUGGUAUUCUGGUAACGUCAGAGAGGCGAGCAAAGCCGAAACCUUUGUCAUGCAGAUCGUGGCGAAAGAUGAUGAUCAAGCUGGAACAAUCAAUUCAGAGAUCUCCUAUUCCAUCAUCAGUCAGGAGCCGGCAGGUGAUGGUCACAUGUUCACUAUAGACAAAAAGACGGGCAAAAUACACGUCAAAGAGGCCACGCUGGACAGGGAGACUCAAGACUUCUACACACUGAUUGUAAAAGGAAUCGAUCUGGGAGGGGCAGCAGGGGGGCUAACAGCAACAGGAACUGUGGAGAUCAAGAUCAUGGACAUCAACGACAACUUCCCCAUUCUAGAAAAGUCUGAGUACUCUGGCUCAGUGGAUGAAAAUGUUGCUGAUGUAGUUGUGAUGAGAAUCAAAGCUCUGGACAAAGACCUUGUAAAUUCAGACAACUGGCUGACGGCCUUUUCAAUCGCCUCAGGAAAUGAGGAUAAUCUCUUCUCCAUUGAGACAGACAAAGAAACCAAUGAGGGAAUCCUGAAGCUGAUAAAGCCUGUGGAUUUUGAAGACCUCCAGAAGCUUGAGCUCGGCCUGCUCAUUGAGAAUGUAGCUCCUUUUGUGGAUGGAGGUGCUGGUGUACUGGUGGAUGUGGGCAUUAAUGUUGGAGAGGGUGGUCCUAUAGCUACGGGAGCCGCAGCCGGAGCCGGAGCCGCAGCCGGAGCCGGAGCCGCAGCCGCAGCCGGAGCCGCAGCCGCAGCCGGAGCCGCAGCUGCAGCCGGAGUUAGUGUUGUAGGUGGAGGCUUGCACCUGGGAGUAGAAUUAGGGGUGGAUGCUGAUCUUGAAGGAGGGCUGAAUCCAGGAUUAGAUGCAGGUCUUAAGCCUGGUGUUGGACCUGGAGGUGGUGUUGGACUUGAGCCAGGUGUCCAACCAGGACCAGGAACAAAGCCAAAGCCAAAUGUACAGACUAACUAUCUUAUUAAAGUAACAGUGAAUAAUGUGCCUGAGGGUCCAACAUUCAUGCCCGACACGAAGACUGUUCCUGUAUCAGAGAAUCCAAAGCAAACACCUGACGAUGGUGCCAUCACAGUGUUCACUGCUACUGAUCCAGACACAGGAAAGCCAGCUGAAGAUGUAAGUUAUGCCAAAGCCUAUGAUCCAGACAACUGGUUUACCAUCGAUGAAGAAACAGCAGAGAUUAAACUCAACAAGGCACCAGAUAGGGAGUCACCGUUCUUGGUAAAUGGAACCUACAUUGCCAAGAUUCUGGCCAUAACCAAAGACAUGCCAUCAAAGACAGCUACGGGAACAAUAGCCAUUCAAGUCAAUGACUACAACGAUCAUUGUCCCACCCUGACCACCACACACAGCAGCCUAUGCUCCAAUAAAAAAACUGUUUGUGUCACUGGCUUUGAUAAGGAUGCUAGUCCCAACGCUGCUCCAUUUACAUUCAGAAUCAUAAGUGAAGGGACACGAGGCAACUGGGACGUGGAAGUCAUCAAUGGUAAGACAUGUAAUGUAAUCAUCAAUACAUAAAUUGUUCCAUCCAGUCUACCUCCCAAAUCGUCAUAAUAUACACGCAGAAAUGAAAUUUGGAGUCCACAUUUAACCAAUGCUAAGUAUUUAGAAGCUGUGAUGUGCUGUAACGUGCUCGGGAGCUAAUGUCGACCUCAUGGACAGUUCAACAUGCACGCAGGGAUUGUGGUUGAGGGCGACCUCCUUUACCCACUAAGCCACCUUCUCAGACCAACGCGCCAGGGAAUCCUCCAGUGUCUGUAGAAGAUGCACCAAGCUGUUAACUAGCUCCAAAGUAAACCUGUCCAUUAUUUAGUUGUUGUAUAAGGAGCAAGAAAGUC